AUGUCCCUAGGUGACGACGACAACCACGACGCCAAUGUUUUACCAUUUGCCGAUUGUGAAAUUGCUACUGAUGUUUAUUUAGAUCGUGCGAUCUCUCAAAUAUCAAAACGUCAUAAUAACAAAAAGACACAUAAGAAGUCAAACAAACGACAAUCCAACGAUACUAACAAUGAACGGGAUACCAAUUUACAAAAUACAGUGUCCUGUAUCUAUUUUGAAAGUACAGAAGAAGAAAAUAAUUUUCUUAAAUUUAUUCCAUAUACAGGACCCAGUAAUACAUUACAUCUUGGAAGACUUCUUUAUCUCCCACAAUUAAUAUCACAUAUUAGUAAUGAUUUAAAGAUUAGUUUUCAACGUUUUAUUCAAGAUUAUGAUCGAACAAUAGCAUCUAUAACACCAUCGUUGGAGACCCUGUCUCUUUCCAUCUAUUUACGUUUUGGAAUUUCUUACAUAGCGAAACUAGAUGUCAUGCCUGAUGAACCAAUAUCACUUAGAGAUUUCACUAUUUUUCGAAAUCGAGGUAAAAAACUUAAAACAUCAUUCUAUACUUGUAAAGGUGUUACUUCACCAAAACGUCUUAUAACAACAAUUACUAAACUUAAUUAUCAUCAAAUAUCAUCAAAUACAUAUUCAUAUGAAAUUCAACUAUAUGCAAUUAAAAAUAAUCUAAAUACUAUUCUUCAUUUUCAAUAUGAUGAACUAUUUCAUUGUCGUUCAGUAUAUUCUCGAUUAGAUCAUCCAAUUAAUUUUGAUUUUAUUCGUGAUAAAACAUCAAGUUUAUUUCGUUCAAUAGAUGAUUCAUAUUCGGAUAUAUUUGAUUUUCGUAUUCAAUUAUCACGAGGAAAACAUUUAUCAAAAACUGAUACCAUUGUUUUAGAUGUGUUACGUGGUGUACCUAUUGAUCAGGUUUUAUUUCUUGAUACAUCAACACAUAUUUUACGUGUUUCAUCAAAAUUACAAAAAUUUGUUAAAUACUUAAAAUGUACACGUUCAAGUAGUUAUCAAAAUGUUGAUGAUCAAUUUGUUAUAAAUAUUGGUACAUAUGAAGAAUUUCAAUUAAAUAGUCGAGGUCAAUGUGAACCAUUAAUGAAAUCAUCAAAUACCAUGACUAUUGAACUACUGGAUGUCAAAACUAUACCAUCAGGAAAAAAACUUUAUGAUACGGGAAUGUGGUUUUCAACAUUGUGUCAAACAUGUAGUUAG
Molecule: messenger RNA, 1203 nt
Organism: Rotaria sp. Silwood1
Lineage: Eukaryota; Metazoa; Rotifera; Eurotatoria; Philodinida; Philodinidae
Source: the annotation of a GenBank genome assembly